This is a messenger RNA of Arvicola amphibius (Eurasian water vole), 4987 nucleotides long. It is a transcript of the gene Psd4, whose product is annotated as pleckstrin and Sec7 domain containing 4. The transcript is spliced from 18 exons. The coding region runs from base 394 to 3417 and encodes 1007 amino acids. Lineage: Eukaryota; Metazoa; Chordata; Mammalia; Rodentia; Cricetidae. Gene Ontology annotation, molecular function: guanyl-nucleotide exchange factor activity. Gene Ontology annotation, cellular component: ruffle membrane. Gene Ontology annotation, biological process: regulation of ARF protein signal transduction. The record is from RefSeq and is a predicted model, not a curated record.
CUCGCCGCCCCGGCAGGCGCCUGGGCGCGGAGCCAAGGGGGCGCCCGGGCUGCUCCAGAGCCCGGCAGGACGUUGGUAAAGACACGUGUGAAGGGCUCUACUGCAGUGGCAAGAAUUCAAUCUGUCGCCCCAUUCCUGACGGUGGCUUCCCUGUCUCCGCUGUGUCUUCUCGGUGCACCGGUCAAGACCAGCAGGAAGGGAUGAUUGAAGAAACUUGUGGCUGGUCACAUGGCGAUCUACAUCAGUCUGAAAGGGAGAAGAGAGAGAUCCGGGAAGUUCUGGGCUAGAUGUGGAAUUCCAGUUCCCACCAUGGCUUGUGCGCCUAUUAAUUCAUGAAAUGGGAUUGUGAAAACGGACACUACCAAGGGCUUUGUCUCAGCUUUUGCUCUCUGGAUGAUGGGUGACAACAGACCCUCAGACCACCCCAGGCCUGGGGAAUUUCUCAACAUCUGCCUGGAAGACAACCUACAGCCCUACCCAGAGACAUGUCCGAAUGAAAUAUGUGGCCAUCCAGGUCCUUCCGAGCCUUGCCAGGAACACCCCUGGCCCUUUGACCCCCCAGAAUCCACCAGGCCUGAUGCUCAUCUCGGUAGCUCUGAUGCGGAGCCUACUCGCCUGGGAAGUUACUCUUUCCAGGGGGAGGCCAGGCAGACGCCAGCUUCGCCGCAGCCGACGGGGGACAGCUGCUCUUUGGAGAGCCCGCAGCAGAACCAGAGCUCGUCCGCACAGGUGGUGUUCUGGGCUGGCAUCCUGCAGGCCCAGAUGUGUGUCCUGGACUUGGAGGAGGAGCUGGAGAAAACAGAGGGACUCAGAGCGGAACUGAGGUGCUGCAUCCCCCCACCUUCUAAGGACUUCCUUGGUGAUGUAGGCCUGAACCCCAGCCUGCCCAAGGAGGAUGAAGACUCUGGAGAUGACGGUGGUGAGCCUGAGGAGGAGAACCAGGCCUGGCCCAGGGGGCAGAUGCCAGGCUCCUCCCCAGAGUGGGGUGCUGAGGAGGACAGCAUCUUCUUUGACAAUCCCCUCUUCCUGGAGAGCCCCGAGUCAGACACCAGCACUGAAGGAGAAUGUUUUUCCUGGGGGUACCCAGAUCCCCACCCAGAGAUGAAGUCUCAGAGUCCUCAGGCCCUGGAUUCUUCACUCCAAGAAGGCACAGGGCUCUGGAGGCCAGAAAGUGAGCUGGAUUUGGGGAGCAACACUGCUGAUCAUAGUGGGUGUGCCACCCCUCCAUUCCCUGUGCCUUCCUAUAAGCUGCACCCCUGCUUGGCCGUAGGGUCCACUGAGGGGGCUCCCACGGUACCUCCUGAUCUGGAGGGUGAGACUUCUCUGGAAGAUGGUCUUAGCCCUGGCUCACCUAAGGCACCCUCCGCGAACCACAAAUUGAUCCAGGAAUCAGAUAACUUUGGAUUUGACCUUAGACCUGCCAUCACCACGUGUCCUAUGCAGCCUUGGGGCUCACAGACACCCCAGAGCCUCUCGGAUCUGGCUCCGCCCAUAUUUAAGGACCAGCAGACAGAAGAUCCUUCCUGGCCUCAGGAACCUCUUAUCUCCCAGAACGGAGGUGAGAAGGAUGCUGGCUGCUUCCAGGAGCCCAUACCCUGCACUUUGGCCCAUUGGGGGAGCCAAGCCUCUUCACUGGAGCCCAGGUGCCCAGAAUCCGAGGGCCACCCUAGGCCCUGCCCCGUGUCUUCCCCGGAGGGCAGUCCACAAGUCCAGCUCCAUAGCUCCAAGUCGCCACAGGAUGCCUCACACUCUUUGCUCCUGGAGGAAGAUGAAUCCGAGUUAAGUUCCCAGAAGAUAGAGGAGACAGAGGAGACCCCAAACCUAAGGCAGGAGGCAGAGUGUGAAGAUCCAGCCAGGACUGAGGAAGCGUCAGCUGCCUGGAACCAUGUUCGCUUGACUUCUACAGAAGGGCUUCCUGAGAGCCCCAUGCCCCAAGCUCAAUCUCCAGAGAAAGGCUGGAGGCCAUCAUCUGGAGUCAAGUUGGCUAAUAACAUCAGAAAUGACAAGGAAGCCUGGGACCUAGCCUUGCGUCUCUACCACCUGGAUGGUUUCCGGAAGUCUGAAGUGGCUGCCCACCUACGCAAGAACAAUGACUUCAGCAGGGCUGUGGCUGAAGCAUACUUAUCCUUCUUCCAGUUCGAAGGACAGAACCUGGACCGAGCCCUCCGGGGUUUCCUUCAGGCCCUGGUGCUCAGUGGAGAGACUCAGGAACGGGAACGGAUUCUUUAUCAGUUUUCCAAACGCUUCCAUUACUGCAAUCCUGGAGCCUUCCCCUCAGUAGAUUCUAUACACACCUUGACCUGCGCCGUCAUGCUCCUUAACACAGACCUGCAUGGACAGAACAUUGGAAAGAGCAUGAGCUGCCAGGAAUUCAUAAACAACCUGAGCGGGCUGCAGGACGGCAGGAACUUCCCCAAGGAGCUCCUGAAGGCCCUCUACUGGUCUAUCCGGAGUGAGAAGCUCGAGUGGGCUGUAGAUGAAGAGGAUGCAGCCAAACCCGAGAAGGACCAGCCCUCUCCCUCAGCCAGCAAGAUAAGCAACCCCUUCCUCCAGAUGGCUCAGGACCCCACAGUGCCCACUUAUAAGCAAGGCAUCCUGGCUCGGAAGAUGCAUCAUGAUGCUGACGGCAAGAAGACGCCAUGGGGCAAGCGAGGCUGGAAGAUGUUCCACACCUUACUGAAAGGGAUGGUUCUCUACUUCCUGAAGGGAGAGGGCCCCUGGCUGGAUGGGCAGAGUUUGGUGGGACAUCUCGUGGAUGAGCCCGUGGGAGUGCACCACUCGCUAGCCAGCCCCGCCACCCACUAUACCAAGAAGCCAUAUGUCUUCCAGCUUCGGACUGCAGACUGGCGUCUCUACCUCUUCCAGGCUCCCACUGCCAAGGAAAUGGCUUCCUGGAUUGCACGCAUCAAUCUGGCCGCGGCCACACACUCAGCACCCCCUUUUCCAGCCGCAGUGGGCUCCCAGCGUAGAUUCGUGAGGCCCAUCCUACCCAUGAGCCCCGCCCAGAGCUCCCUGGAGGAGCAGCAUCGAUCCCACGAGAACUGCCUGGAUGCUGCCUCUGACGACCUGUUAGAUUUGCAGAGGAACCUGCCUGAACGACGGGGCCGAGGCCGUGAGCUGGAGGAGUACCGCUUGCGGAAGGAGUAUCUGGAGCACGAGAAAACCCGAUAUGAGACCUAUGUGCAGCUUCUGGUGUCCCGCCUGCACUUUCCUCUGGGAGACCUGGCUCUAUGGGAAGAUCAGCUCCGCAGGGAAGCGGAAGGCACCCCGGAGCCGAAGCCCAGCCUGAAGAAGUCCCACUCCAGCCCCUCCCUGCACCAGGAUGAGGCCCCCACCACAGCCAAGGUGAAACGCAACAUCUCAGAGCGCAGGACCUACCGGAAGAUCAUUCCCAAGAGAAACCGCAAUCAGUUGUGACGCCGUUGCCAGCUCACGGACACUGAGCCCUGCUCUGGGGUAGACCUGAGAUGAAACCUUACAUUUCCAGGACCGUGGUGAGGGAUGAGGCAUCGCCCCUUCUGUGAUGAAGGAUGGGGCUCAUUCCCGUGUCCUCCAUUUUCUGGCUCUCGAGAACUUUCUUAAUCCUGCCGUACUUGCUUGCCGUCUCCCCCAUGGCAGCUCCUCCCUCACUCCAUCUCUGACUGGUCAAGAGGAAGGUUGAGCAACACGUCUCCACUUACAGAAUUUGUCCCCUGUGUGUUCCACCCCCCUAAAACACAGAGCGGGUUCAUUUCCUGGGCACAUAUGGGCCUGGGUUUCUGGGAGGUAGCUUGAGGCGGUCUAGCCAGGAUGAUCACAUGACUGGAAACAGUUUUGUUUUAGAAUUUGGCUACCUGGCAGAGGAGGGUUCCAAGAGUAUAGGGCUGGACAUCUUGGUCUUGUGACCCGGGGAACAGCGUUACUCCAGCACUGCCCACUAGAGGGCAGCCUUCUGACAGAGGCCUUGGCAGGUUAAAGGCUCAGGGGGGCUGUGGGGCUUCAGGCCUCUGAUCUUCCAGCUGCUUUAGUCUCCAGUCAGCCAGUGCCUCCAGGGCAGAGGAGAAGACUGCAUGCCCGAUUGUUAAUCAACAGAGCCAAGCUUGUGGCCUGUGUCAGGCCACUCAGGAGGAGUGGAGGCCUCUAGAGCUCUGUGCAGAGCUCUCAGAACAAGGAGCCUUUGUUUCCUGAGAGCAAUGAGGGUGGUUCUUCAAGUGUAGACCACUGGGGAGGGUGAGGGGGUAAAAGGGGGGUGACAGUGCCCCUUGGGAGUCUGCCUGGUGGUGAAAGUGGAGAUCAGAGAGAGACCUGGGUUCUCUGCCAGACUUGGGGCACUGCCUUCUGCGGCCCUCACCACCCCCCAAAGCCCACCCUGGAUGCCCUUCAAGGCUGCAUUCCUGAGGGUGUCUGGACCUCUUUCUCCUUCCCAGGGCAGCUCCCAGGAAUUUGCUGCCUUGCCUUAGGAAAUCCCCUUAUACUUUGUUUUGGCUUCUUCCCAGGCCUGCCUGCUCUCGAGAGGAGGUACUGGAGACUCAGGGACUCUGGGCUGUGCCUGUAGGGAGGAGACUGGGCUCAGAGAGCAGCCACCAUUGUCUCUGUUCAGCCAUGUGUGCAGAGAGGUUUCUGGCCAACUGGGGGCCUCUGCUGCCUACCCUUCCACUGACACGUUACCUCUCCUGCCUUCCUGCUGGGCCACACAUCCUCCCUUCCAAUAAUGCUUGUCACCACUCUGAGGGCUUGGAGCUCCACAAAGUGGGGCUGGUCCUUAGGGGCCAUGGCAGGGGAGUCCCUGGCCCAUGCACCCAAUGGGUGUGCAAUAAAUAGAGCCUACCAAAGAAACGUGUGUAAGUGUGUGAGGAAGGGGGGAGCUAGGUAGCCUGGGCUCCCUGCGAUGUGGCAUGCUGCAUCUUCCUUUGCCCCUGUAUGAUAUGUUGAUGUAUGUGUAUAGAAUGUUCUGUGUGUUCAUGUGUGUGCCCCAGUCACACAGCUAAAACCUACUGAAGCUCAGAAA